Molecule: messenger RNA, 2439 nt
Organism: Gadus chalcogrammus (walleye pollock)
Lineage: Eukaryota; Metazoa; Chordata; Actinopteri; Gadiformes; Gadidae
Gene: galnt18b
Product: UDP-N-acetyl-alpha-D-galactosamine:polypeptide N-acetylgalactosaminyltransferase 18b
Exons: 11
Coding region: 42-1874 (610 amino acids)
Cellular component (GO): Golgi apparatus
Source: RefSeq, a predicted model, not a curated record
UGGGAGACAGUCAGACACACGCUGCAUGUCGGGAUGUCGGCAUGGCUUGCACCAGGAGAACCAAAACUUUGGUGUCCACAUGCGUGAUACUGAGUGGCAUGACCAAUAUCGUGUGUUUGCUCUAUGUCGGAUGGGUGACUAAUUAUAUCGCUAACAUAUACAUCAAAGUGCCGAUGCCGAUAGCGGAGAAAAAGUUGGAUGGCGACAAACGGGGUGACACUCUCCGGAUCAUCGAGAGACUGGAUCGACUCGAGAGUGUGGUCAACCAGCACAUACAAGAGACGCCAGGGAGAGGAGAAGAGGGUCAGCCAGACACAUCAUUCUCCGACUCAUCACUGUUUGCUCACUGGGGCAAGGAACUCAGCCCAGAGAACCGCAGAGUGGCCCUCAAGUCGUUCCAGUACUACGGCUACAACAGCUACCUCAGCGACCGCCUGGCGUUGGACAGACCCAUACCCGACCUGCGGCCUGACGGGUGUAAAAACAUGAGCCAUCAUGCGGACCUCCCUCAAGUCAGCAUCGUGUUCAUCUUUGUGAACGAGGCCUCGUCCGUCAUCCUGCGCUCCGUUCACUCGGCCAUGAACAGGACGCCCUCCCACCUUCUCAAGGAGAUCAUCCUGGUGGAUGACAACAGCAACAACGAGGAGCUGAAGGAGAAGCUUCAGGAGUUUGUCUCGGAGACGAACCGGCGUCGACCGGGUUUCAUCAAGACGGUGAGGCACUCCAAACAGGAGGGCCUCAUCCGCUCACGAGUGAGUGGGUGGAAGGUUGCCAGCGCCCCAGUGGUGGCCCUGUUUGAUGCCCACGUGGAGUUCAACGUAGGCUGGGCCGAACCAGUUCUCCAGCGCAUUAAGGAGGACAGAACUCGCAUAAUCUCCCCAUCAUUUGAUAACAUCAAGUAUGACACAUUUGAGAUUGAAGAGUAUCCACUGUCUGCUCAGGGCUUUGAUUGGGAGCUGUGGUGCCGCUACCUCAACCCACCCAAGUCUUGGUGGCACAACGCCAACAACAGUGCACCCAUCAGGAGCCCUGCCUUGAUUGGCUGCUUCGUGGUUGACAGGCUGUACUUUGAGGAGAUCGGCUUGCUGGACGAAGGCAUGGAAGUGUAUGGCGGAGAGAACGUUGAGCUGGGCGUUAGGGUGUGGCAGUGUGGGGGCAGCGUUGAGGUCCUUCCCUGUGCCCGGGUUGCCCAUAUCGAGCGUGCCCAUAAGCCCUACACAGAGGACCUGACAUCCCAUGUGAGGCGCAAUGCUCUGAGAGUGGCAGAGGUGUGGAUGGAUGAGUUUAAAAGCCAUGUUUACAUGGCCUGGAACAUUCCUCAGGAGGACUCAGGAAUAGACAUCGGAGAUAUAAGCGAGCGUAAGGCUUUGAGGAAGAGGCUGCAGUGCAAGACGUUCCGAUGGUAUCUGGUCAACAUCUACCCUGAGAUGAGGAUGUAUACCGAGACGAUCGCAUACGGAGUGCUAAAAAACUCAGUGAAGAAUGACUUGUGUCUGGACCAGGGGCCUGAAAACGACAACGUGCCCAUCUUGUAUCUUUGUCAUGGAAUGACACCUCAGAAUGUGUACUACACCAGUACCCAGCUGCUGCACGUCGGGCUGCUCAGUCCCACCAUAGACGACGAUGACAACAAGUGCCUGGUGGACGUCAACGGUCGCCCGCGUCUCAUCGAGUGCAGCUACGCCACCGCCAAACGCAUGAAGCUGCACUGGCUCUUCACGCAGGGUGGAGCUAUUCAGAACAGGAAAUCGAAAAGGUGCCUGGAGCUCGCUGAGAGCGAUGAGAACGAGUUUGGCUACCAUCUGGCCCUCCAGAAAUGCACAGGGCAGAAAUGGUCCAUCACCAACACACUGCUUAGCAGCUCCUUAAGAUGAGCCUAUGCAGAGGGAGAUCAAGUGUGUGUGUGUGUGUGUGUGUGUGUGUGUGUGUGUGUGUGUGUGUGUGUGUGUGUGUGUGUGUGUGUGUGUGUGUGUGUGUGUGUGUGUGUGUGUGUGUGGUGUACAUGUUGUAACAAAGUCAUAUUGUCCACCAUGAUGUCCACAAUGUGCAGGUGACAUUACAUGAUAAAUGUUAAACAUUGUAUUUCCCUCACAGGGUCAGUGUUAGCUGGCUCCUAUCUUGGAUCUGGUGUGUAGUUACUCUUAUGUUUUGAAAUGUUUGACUUGGAAGUCUAAUUUUUUCCCAUACUAUUGCUUGUCAUUGCUACUAUGUAGCAAGAUUAAAAAAAAACUGCUGUAAUUGUUUUUAAUUUUAGUUUCUUUCUUAUUAGUUGACGUUUUUUGUGUCUCAGGUUUCUAUGUAGUUUUAUAAAGCAAUUAUGCUGUACAAUAUGAGAGACGGCCUACACAUUGGAGUACACUGUCUUUUCUAAUUAUGAAUAUUCUGAUUAUUUAUAAUAUAUAGUAAUAAAAGAGUACAAACAUGUUAAGUGAAUCUUGU